Molecule: messenger RNA, 2316 nt
Organism: Closterium sp. Naga37s-1
Lineage: Eukaryota; Viridiplantae; Streptophyta; Zygnematophyceae; Desmidiales; Closteriaceae
Source: the annotation of a GenBank genome assembly
AUGGCGGCCGUGCAGCGCGACUUGCGGCGCGUGCGACGCGGGAACAGGCGGCUGCAGAGCGGCGACGACGACGAGGAGGUCGUGUUCGGUCUCGUCGGCAACGCGGACCCGCAGAUAGCAGGGCUGUACUUCGCGUCGGUGGCGUUGGGCUCCCCCCCGCAGUUGUUCAACGUGCAGGUGGACACGGGCAGCGACCUGCUCUGGGUCGCGUGCCAGCCGUGCCUCAAAUGCGCCACGCGCUCGCAAGUCGCGCCGUUGAACCCGCCGUUCAACGCGUCGCAGUCCUCCUCCAAUCACCUCCUCCCGUGCGCGACGCGAGAGUGUCCGCGCUACCACUUCUCCGACAACGUCCUGCGCGGCUGCCCGUCGCCGGCCGUCGCGACGGCGGCCGCCGUGCCAGCCUCCACGUGUCUGUACAUGCUGCGCUACGCGGACGGCAGCGCGUCCGUGGGCGUGCUCAUGCGCGACGUGCUGCACCUGCCGUGGACCCCCAGCGAGCAACCCGUGGGACCCGGGGGGGGUGGGACUGGAGAAAGUGGGCCCAGGGGGAAUGGGAGAAGCGGGGACCUACCGUCGACCGCCAGUGAGCCCUUGGGAGGGGGAGCGGGGGAAGUGGCUGGGGUGGCGAGGACGAGUGGUAACCCGGUGCCUGGCGAGAGUGGCGAGAGUGGUAACCCGGGCGAGCUCAACAUCGUGGAGCCGCGGAGGAUGGAUCAGGAAGAAGCGAGCGGUGCCGGCGGGGCUGCUAGUAACGGGAAUGAAGCGCAGGGAAGUAGCGCGGCUGUUAAUAGCGGGGAUGAAGCUCAGAGAAGCAGUGCGAACGCGUCAGCGAGCGGAACCAAGUACCGGCCGGUCGUGACGUUUGGGUGCGGGUUCAACCAGUCCGGCAAUCUUUUAGACGGCCCACUGACGGUUGAUGGCGUGAUGGGGUUGGGCCGCGGCGCGUCGUCGCUGCUGGCGCAGCUCGGCGCGCAGCACGCGCUGCCGCACGCGUUCGCGCACUGCCUGGGCGGGCCGGAGGGCGGCGGCGCACUGUUUCUCGGGCGCGUAUCUUCCGCGGGCGCGCUGAGCGGCGUGCGGGGAGUGUGGCAGCAAACAGCGCUGUGGGACAAACCCGACAGCACGCAGUGCAUGAUCGGCCUGGCAGGUAUUGCCAUCGCCUUCCCAAUUGCCCGGCAACCUGUCCCGCUCUGUCCCUGCGAACCGUUCUUGACCCGUCCAUCUCCCCGCGCCCGCGUCACUCUCUCUCCCUUCCGCUCCCUUUUUCCCUCUCCCUUUUCUUCUCCCCCCGGUCACGGCAGCACGCAGUAUAUGAUCGGCCUGGCGGGCAUUGCCAUCGCCGGUGUGCCCAUUGCCUGGCAACCCACCGUCGCCACUGCCGUCCCUGCCGCCGCCGCUGCUGCCAGAGAUGCUGAAGCCGCUGCUGCUGCUCCCGCCCAAACCACCUCCUCGCCUGCUGCGCCACCAGGCAAUGCCACAGGCUCGGCAGCGGCAGGCUCGGCGUCGGCAGGGAUGGUGCCGUGCGUGUUGGACAGUGGCACGUCGCUCACAUACCUGCCGGACCCGCUCUACCAGACGCUCACUGCUGCUGUGAGUGCCGCUCUCCCCUGCCUCCAGUGCCCCCCCCUCCCUCCAUCCAGUGGGCCCCCCCUCCAUCCAGUGCCGCCCCCCCUCCUUCCAGUGCCGCCCCCCCUCCAUCCAGUGCCGCCCCCCCUCCAUCCAGUGCCGCCCCCCCUCCAUCCAGUGCCGCCCCCCCUCCAUCCAGUGCCGCCCCCCCUCCAUCCAGUGCCGCCCCCCCUCCAUCCAGUGCCGCCCCCCCUUGCCUCCGUGCUGCUCUGCGCAGGCUCUGAGAUGUGCCUGGUGCAAGCCAUUGACCUGCCGCUACUCGCCUUCGCCCAGACGGAGGGCCACUUCUGCUACAACCUGGGGGACGGCAGGCUCCCCUGGCCCCGCGCGCGCUACCUCUUCCCGGACCUGACUCUCACGUUCGGCACCGGGGCUCGCAUGGUGCUGCCGCCCGAGAACUACAUCCUGCUGCUCGCCACCACUGCUGGCUUUGAGGUGCCGUGCAUUGCGUGGCAGAGCGCUGGCCCUGACUCCUCCCUUGCUGUGCUGGGCGACCUGGCGCUGCGCAAUCUGCUGGUGGAGUUUGACGUGGACGCCAACACCGUGCGCUGGCUGCCCUCCCAGUGUGAGCUCUCCGCUCCCGCCCCGCCUCACCACUUAAUCUCACUGCGCCUCACACCAUGCACCUCACCCGUUGAUUUGAAGCGCCUCACCUUUGACCUCCUGCCCUCUCUGACACGUCUCGCAUAA